Periophthalmus magnuspinnatus is the source of this 4894-nucleotide messenger RNA. It is a transcript of the gene cntn2, whose product is annotated as contactin 2. NCBI's taxonomy places the organism in Eukaryota, Metazoa, Chordata, Actinopteri, Gobiiformes, Gobiidae. The transcript is spliced from 22 exons. Gene Ontology annotation, molecular function: cell-cell adhesion mediator activity. The record is from RefSeq and is a predicted model, not a curated record. The coding region runs from base 1 to 3123 and encodes 1040 amino acids. Gene Ontology annotation, biological process: cell-cell adhesion; brain development.
AUGCAUCACUUUGUGUUGGUCCUGAGUUUACUCACUUUCACAAGAGGAGUACACGGAGGGGACGUGUGUGUGUUGGGACACGACAGUGGACCUGUGUUUGAGGAACAGCCUAGCAGUGUCAUUUACCCAGAGGGGCUUUCAGAGGGGAAAGUGACCCUGAGCUGCAGAGCACGGGCCAGCCCUGCAGCAUCCUAUAGAUGGCUGGUGAAUGGCACAGAGGUACCUUUGGGUUUGGAUACUCGUUACACUCUGGUGGCUGGAAGUCUAGUGAUCAGUAGUCCUGAGCCAGGCCAGGACACGGGCUCAUACCAGUGUCUCGCCAUCAACCGAUGCGGCACUAUCAUCAGUCAGGCUGCCAACCUCAAAUUUGGCUACCUUCAUGACUUCUCCCCGGACAGCAGAAACCCACAGACUGCAUAUGAAGGACUGGGGCUGUUUAUGCCCUGCCAGCCUCCUCCACAUUACCCAGCUCUAUCCUAUCGCUGGUUCAUCAAUGAUUUUCCAAAUUUUAUCAAGAAGGAUGAUCCUCGCUGGUUUGUGUCCCAGGUCACAGGGAACUUGUAUGUGGCCAAGGCAGAAACUAAUGAUACUGGCAACUUCUUUUGUUUCACCACUGUUAACAUGGACGCCAGCACUAAAAGCACAUUCAGCAAGGCCAACCCACUCACUGUGGUGGCAGAUGCCAAUGCACGAAAGUCAGCUCCAAGUAUCAUAGUGCGUUUUCCAGCUGAUACUUACGCUUUGGCUGGACACACAGCACAAUUGGAGUGUUUUGCUUAUGGAAAUCCAGUGCCAAAGAUCAGAUGGAGAAAGGUGGAUAGCCUCUUGCCAUCUAAAACAAGCUCAAGCAAGGAUGGACCCUCACUCGUUCUCCCAGAUCUGUUGUUUGAUGAUGAGGGACUCUACGAAUGUGAGGCCUACAACUCUGAGGGCAGUGACAAAUAUCAGGGACGGAUCAAUGUGCAAGCUCAGCCUCAGUGGAUGCAGGUGAUGAGUGACUCGGAGGUGGAGAUCAGUUCAGAGCUACACUGGAGUUGUGUUGCUACGGGUAAACCACGUCCCACUGUUCACUGGCUUCGUAAUGGACAGCCUCUUGCAACACAGGAUCGAGUGGAAGUAAAUGGGCCUCAACUAAAAAUCAGUAACCUGGCUCUGGAAGACUCUGGAAUGUACCAGUGUGUUGCUGAGAACAAGCACGGCACAAUCUACUCCACCGCUGAGCUCAGAGUCCAAGUUCAGGUUCCAGACUUCAGGUCAAAUCCUGUGAAAAAGCUGAUCCCAGCAGCCAGAGGGGGCGAGGUGAUGAUCGAGUGUCGGCCUCGUGCUGCACCCAAGCCCAGCCUGUUCUGGAGCCGAGGGACUGAGCUCCUCAUCAACAGUACCAGAGUCACAGUAACGCCAGAUGGUGUUUUGCGGAUUUAUAAUAUCAGCAGAGCUGAUGAAGGGAAAUACACAUGUUUUGCUGAAAACUACCUGGGCAAAGCCAACAGCACUGGUCACCUCUCUGUAAGAGAUGCCACUAAGAUCACCCUGGCUCCGUCCAAUGCUGACAUAAACCAAGGUGAGAAUGUUACCAUGCAGUGCCAUGCUUCCCACGACCCCACAAUGGACCUGACCUUUACGUGGGCUCUCAACGGUGUCCCCUUGGAUCUGGAACAUCCCUCUGGGCCAUACUUCCGCAUGGAGGAGAAAGAGAACAUUGGUGAUUUAGUGAUAGUUAACACGCAGCUUAAUCAGGCGGGUGUGUAUACCUGCACUGCGCAGACAGUGGUGGACAGCGCAUCGUCAUCAGCUAAACUAGUGGUGCGAGGCCCGCCUGGACCACCUGGGGGGCUGCUCAUUCGAAAUGUGGCAGAAACAUCUGUUGAGCUGAGAUGGAGCAGAGGGUAUGACAACCACAGCCCCAUUGGCAAAUAUGUGAUUAUGGGCCGUUCCUCACUGACCUCUGAGUGGAAAAAGAUGAGAACAGAACCAACAAACAUUGAGGGGAAUGCAGAGUUUGCACAGGUCAUUGGAUUAAUACCAUGGAUGGACUAUCAAUUCCAGGUCAUUGCCAGCAACAUUCUGGGCAGUGGAGAGCCCAGUAUGCCCUCCAAAACCAUCCGCACCUUGCAAGCAGCCCCUACUGUAGCACCGAGUGGUCUCGGAGGAGGAGGUGGAGAUCGUGGUGAGCUGAUAAUUACCUGGACGUGCAUGGCCAGAGAAUAUCAAAAUGGUGAUGGGUUUGGGUAUAUCUUGGCUAUUAAGAAAAAAGAACCGUCCCCAUCAUGGGAGUUGGUGCGUGUUCCUGAUGUGGAGUCGUCCCGGUACGUCUAUGUCAACAGUGGCCAGGAGCCCUAUAGUCCUUUUGAUGUAAAGAUCAAGGCCUACAAUCGGCGUGGGGAGGGCCCUUUUAGUCAGAUUGCUGUGGUGUACUCUGCAGAGGAGGCUCCGACUGUAGGUCCUCAAAGCAUAAAUGCCACAGCACUGACAGCCUUUGAGAUCCUGGUUUCAUGGGAUCCAGUGCAGCAGCUCAGUGCCAAUGGAAUCCUCCGGGGAUAUGAGAUCCGAUACUGGAGGCAGCAUGAGCGUGAAGCAGCAGCAGACAGAGUGCGCAUUGCAGGACCAGAGUCAUUUGCCCGAGUGCCAGGCCUUAGACCCAGCACUCGCUACCAUGUAGCUGUCCUGGCAUACAACAAUGCAGGCACAGGCCCCCUAUCUCCUCGAACCACGGUCACCACCAGGAAACCACCACCUAACCGCCCUCCUGGAAAUGUUUCGUGGAAGACUCAAAGCUCAUCGUUGCUACUGACGUGGGAUCCAGUCAUUGCGAUGCACAACGAAUCUGCUGUGUUAGGAUACAAAGUUUUGCUAAAGCAUGAUGGCCAAACCACUCUGAAGGUCCUGGAUAAAACCAAGACUUCGGCCAGCCUGCCUCUGGUUAAAGAUUAUGGCUAUGUGGUGCUGGAGAUCCGCUCAUGGGGAGAUGGAGGUGAUGGCCCGGCUCAUGAGAUUAUUGUGUCUCAGGAAUCAGGAACAGGAAUGAUGGUGCAGAGUGGGGCACAGUCCACACUGAUAGUCCAGUGCAUUCAGAUGUUCGGAGGUCUGGCUCUGCUCACCAUUAUCAUAUGUUUGGGCCUGUGACUGCAUUCAAGUUAUCAGCCACCAGUAAACAAUAUAAUACUGUUUAUUUUAAUAUCAGGAUGGAGGAUAAUGCAAAACCAACAAAAAUGAUUCAAACAUUAACACAACUCUUAAAGGUUGUUUUAUAGCACUGCCCUAGUAUUUUUAGUGGUUAGAAAAAUACUUUUCUCAUUCAGUGUUUCAAUGUCACACUUAGCUACACUUCCCCAGCCUUUACCUUCAGAGAUGCCACUCCAACUUCAGCACAUCAGUGAGGUCAAUUAAACAGUAUUCACACUCAUUAUCUUGCCAGCUGGUCUUAAUUUUUUCUUGUGUCUGGGCUUCCCUGAGCUGCUGACCACUUGACCCAGGGCUUAUGGUUUAUUAGAGGACACAUUAAGUGAAGUUGUGAACCCAGUGUUGUAAACGAUCAUGUUCAAUUUCUGAAUUUUGAGUUUAAAUAGCUUUCCUGUUCACAAAACUUAAAUUGAUCAAAUGUCAUUUAGAUAAAUUCUACCUGCCAAUUUGAAACGUGGUUGCAAUGCUGUUGUUUUUGUCAGAAACAUUAAUAUUAUUAUAUUAAAAUAUUUGAAACUGAUUUCACCUUUAAUCCAAUCACUUUCAAUUUACAUGUCGCCUGUGUUUCAUUGAAAGUGUAAGUGCUGAGUUUCAGAUGAAAUCACAACAUUCUAUAGGCCAAUCAUAUUUAAUACAGAUGGGUAGUUAAAAUUCUGUUUUUUGAUGUAAUGUAGAGCGUGGUGAAGUCAGUAAUGCAAAUGUUCAUUUGUGAUUUUACCUUUUGCAUAUUUCAAAUAUUUGGAUUGCUGUUGGUCCAGUAGUUUCACUCUUGCACUUAAGUUUCUAAAUUACAAAUAAAAUAUCUCAACAAUUUUAGGUUCCUCAAAUGCAGAAGGGAACACUGAGAUAAUACAGCCUCAUACAUGCACAAUCUUAUUUAUUUAUUUAAAAAUGUAUUUAGAUAUUUUAUUUAUUUAAGUGUAUUCUUUUACUGUCCAAAAUCUAUCAAAAUGCCACUGAUGAAUGUAAUAUGUUUUUUUUUUAAAUUUUAGUUUGGAAUAUAUUGUGUUUUGAUGUGACUGAGAAGAAAGCACAAGUUGCAGCAACAAUGUGCAGUGUGUGUCCAAGCCUUAAGUUGAGUCAAAAACCAGAUUCCCUCAAAUGGAAACUCACGUGAUAAGCUUAAUGAAACAAAACUUGGUUCAAAUAUUCCAAACUGAUUAUUACAAAACAUCAAUAGCCAAAGAACAACAGAAUAUGUUUUGUUAUCUAAGACACACCAUUGUCUAUGAACCUGGCGCUGCCACCAAGCUGCCAGAACACUUGUCUGUUCAUGAAAUCUUUUCAAAGUAUUUGUCUUUUCUGGAUGUAAUAAUAGAGCUUGACUAUGAAGAACAAUUCUUCACAGUCACCAUUAGUUUAGUUUAUAGCUGUGGUUUUGAAUAUCUUAUUUUUUGCUAUGCACUAUUUUCAUUUUCUAGAUACAUUUGAUAAUAGUACUUUUCUCCCCAUUGCAGUAUUGAUGAGAUAUUACAUGUUUACUUCAUUGUGACAUUGCAGCUUCAAAAGUGAGCCUCUAAAGUGUAUUUUUGAGGACAGUAACCGCAGUCUUCACAUGAGCCAUUCCUGAUUGUUACUCACAGUUGAAUGCUAUGCUCAUCAAUCAUCUGAACUCUAGGAACACACUGCCUUUGGUCCAGGUAAUGGGUGAAAUGUAAGUCUGGAAUGAAUGUACUGUAAAAAUGAUUUCAAAUAAAACAUGGAAUGCUUUUGG